Molecule: messenger RNA, 2411 nt
Organism: Passer domesticus (house sparrow)
Lineage: Eukaryota; Metazoa; Chordata; Aves; Passeriformes; Passeridae
Gene: RGS11
Product: regulator of G protein signaling 11
Exons: 17
Coding region: 760-2172 (470 amino acids)
Biological process (GO): intracellular signal transduction; regulation of G protein-coupled receptor signaling pathway; G protein-coupled receptor signaling pathway
Cellular component (GO): plasma membrane; cytoplasm; neuron projection
Molecular function (GO): GTPase activator activity
Source: RefSeq, a predicted model, not a curated record
CAGAGCAUCCUCUCUGUGCCCUCACACAGUGCCUGUAUCCCACAGCAUCCUGCCUGUACCCUCAGGGCACUGCCUGUAUCCCUGGGGCAUCCUGCCUGUACCCUGAGGGCAUUGCCUGCAUCCCAGGAUCAUCCUCUCCGUGCCCUCACACACUGCCUGCAUCCCCGAGCAUCCUCUCUGCACCCUCACACACUGCCUGCAUCCCUGGAGCAUCCUCUGUACCCUCAGAGCACUGCCUGUAUCCCACGAGCAUCCUCUCUGCGCCCUCAGGGCACUGCCUGUAUAUCCCUGGGGCAUCCUCUCUGCACCCUCACACACUGCCUGUAUCCCCCGAGCAUCUUCUCCGUGCCCCCAGGGCACUGCCCUCGCCCUGGCAGCACCUCCCGCCUCCUGGCCAUCCUUGCUCACAGUGCCGGCACCGUGACCGUGCUGCCCGCAGCCCCGCAGCUGCCGGCGCGGUGUCCACCGUGCCCGCACCCCGCGAGCAUCCUCCCCGCAGCCCGAGCAUCCUCCCCGCAGCCGGCCCGCCCCGCCAUCCAGCAGCCGCGGCGGUGCGUGUGGGUCCCCUCCCGGGCACCCCCGACCCCGGGAUUUUGCGGGGGAGGCCGAGGGGUGCCGGGGGUGCCCCGGGCAGGGGCAGACUGGCCCCGGGGGCCGGGCCGGGGCUCGGGGCGGCCGGCGGAGGCGGCGGCGGCCGCGGGGGGGCAGCGGGGCGGAGCGGGCGGGGCCGGGGCGGCGCCGGGCGAGAGGAGCACCGCGAUGACCAUCGGCGGCCCCCGCGGCCGGCACCCCCGCCUCCAGAUGCCCUGUCUGCGCAAGAUGGAGCGGAUGAUCGUCAGCAUGCAGGACCCCGACAUGGGCAUCAAGAUGAGGAACCAGCGCUUGCUCAUCACCGUCAUUCCCCACGCCAUGACAGGGAACGACAUCGUGGAGUGGCUCAUCCAGAAGUACGGCAUCUCCGAGGAGGAGUCGCUGCACCUCGGCAACCUCAUCGUGAAGCACGGCUACAUCUACCCGCUGAGAGACCCGCGCAGCCUGGUGCUGCGGGCCGAUGAGUCGCCCUACCGCUUCCAGACCCCCUAUUUCUGGACCAGCACCAAGUGGCCGGCCACGGAGCUGGACUACGCCAUUUACCUGGCCAAGAAGAACAUCCGCAAGCAGGGCGACCUGAUCGAGCACGAGAAGGACAACUACAACCUCCUGCACAAGCGGAUCAACCACACGUGGGACUUCGUGGUGAUGCAGGCACGGGAGCAGCUCCGGGCAGCCAAGCAGCGGCGCAAGGGCGACCGCAUCGUCAUCGACUGCCAGGAACAGGCGUACUGGCUCGUCAACCGGCCCCCGCCAGGAGCCCCUAACGUGCUGGAGCAGGGCCCCGAGCGCAGGAACUGCCACACCACCCGUGUCCAGCUGACCAAGAACAUGGAUUACUACAAGCGAGAGAUCGAGUACUGCAGGAAGGCCAUGGCCAGGACCAGGGUGAAGUCCUCCAUCUGCCUUGAGGGGUACAUCAAGUUCAACGAGCAGUAUGUGCCCCACGACCCCAUCAUGUCCGGCUGCCUGCCCAGCAACCCCUGGAUCACAGAUGACACCACGUACUGGGCCAUGAAUGCCCCCACAGUGACAACUCCCACAAAGCUGCGCGUGGAGCGCUGGGGCUUCAACUUCAGUGAGCUCAUCAACGACCCCCUGGGCCGGACACAGCUCCUGGAAUUCCUCAAGAAGGAGUUCAGUGCUGAGAACCUGAGCUUCUGGGAGGCGUGUGAGGAGCUGCGCUACGGGGAGCAGUCCCGCAUCGCCGAGAUCGUGGACUCCAUCUACCAGCAGUUCCUGGCUCCCGGGGCCACGCGCUGGGUGAACAUCGACAGCAAGACCAUGGAGCGGACCCUGGAGGGCAUCAAGACGCCCCAUCGCUACGUGAUGGACGAUGCCCAGAUGCACAUCUACAUGCUGAUGAAGAAGGACUCCUACCCACGCUUCCUCAAGUCGGACCUCUACAAGAACCUCCUGGCCGAGGCCAUCAUUCCCCCGGAGACCAAGAAGCGGGUCUUCCCCUUCAUGCGCAAACAGCGGCACUCCAGCCCCAGCCCGGCGCUGCUGCUGCCGGCGGGCGAUGCCGAGGAGAGGAGCAGGAGCCCUUCCACCGCCCCCGUCCCCGAGGAGGAGAGCUGAGAGCCGGCAGCGCCCCGGCCCAGCACGCCCAGCCCCGCCGCAGGACCUGCCGGCAGUAGCACUGAAGGAGAGAAGCCAUAACCCCCCCAGGCCCCCCGAGCCAGGCUGGCCCCGCCGCAGCCCCGCUCACGUCCCCACACCCUCCUCUCCCCCGGGGAAGCCGCACCCAGCCGGCCUGGUGCGGGGUCACCCCUCCUGCCGCCCCCCGCCCGGGCACCACGCAGUAAAGCCCCUCGGGA